GGGGUGCGAGUAAUGGAUCGGACGAGGACGAUGUGUCGGCGUUGUUCGACAGCGGUGCGGUAUGCUAGUGGUCUACGGACCAUCGGUGUGAUCACCAAGCUGGACCUGAUGGAUGAAGGGACAGACGCACGAGACAUCCUGGAAAACAAACUACUGCCGCUCCGCAGAGGUUACAUCGGGGUGGUGAACCGCAGUCAGAAGGACAUUGAUGGAAAGAAAGACAUCCGCGCUGCUGAGAGGAAGUUCUUCCUGUCCCACCCGGGGUACAGACACAUUGCAGAAUGCAUGGGCACACCACAACUGCAGAAGACCCUCAAUCAGCAGGACUCGUCAAAACGACACGCGGAGCCGAGUGGGGUUGUAAAAACCUCAAAACUCCUACAAGAUGCAGUUAUUUCCAGCAUUCUUUAUUUGUCAUUCAUUCAAGUGAAUGCAGAAUUUAAGAGAAUCACAACAAUUAAUUUGCAAUCCAAGUUCUUCUCUUCGCUGGAUAUUCACUCUACAAGCCUGAUCGACGUGUAUACCAAGAAAGGUGGAGUUCAAGGGAAGAAGAUCAAAAGCAUCAUGCUUCCCAUAACCCAGUCAACCAGGAAUUCCAGAUUGCUGAAAGAAGCAGCGGCCGAGCUCAACAUGGAAAUACUGAAAAUAGGUCAAAUUUUCACCAUCAGAUGGGUCGCCAGCAGCUUUAAAACAGUAAAAGCUGUAUGGAAAGAUUUCCCCGCACAAGCACUCCAUUUUAAAACAUCCAGUGAGAACGCAUCACGUAAUGAUCUUGAGAGGCAAAAAUACAAGGGACUUUUCAAGCACCUAACCAACUCAGGAUUCGUGGAAGAUUUGGCUGUCAUGAAAGACAUCCUGCGUGAACUCCAGAGCCUGUCUCUCAAGCUGCAGAGAAGAGAAAUAACACUUGUGGACUCAAGUGUCCACAUCAAACAUCAAUGUGUUGACCGCCAUGAAGACGACCGGGGGGAGAUCAAGAAGAAGGCUGAACAGGGCGUCUCAUCUGGCUUUUUUAAGGACGUAGAGCUGACAGAAGGCAGGGGGAAAAUAAACAAGCCUUGUUUUUAUGAAUCGGUGGUUGCUACUCUAACCAAGCGCUUACCGGAGUCAAGCUUGGUCCAGACGCUCAAAGCUCUUGAUAAGCGCUUUUGGCCUGGAGAGCAGGAAGACUUGACUUUGUUUGGCGAACAAGAAGUGCACCGUCUGGCUAAAUCGCUGGGAGAACCAGCCGGGGAGGCCAUGGAGCAGUUUAGAGACUGGAAAUUGCAGGGCACUCCACCGGGCAAAACACUGGAACGGCUAUGCAUAGCAAGUCGCACUUACCUCCCCACGUCUGCUGAGUGCGAAAGAGGCUUUUCCGCCGUGAAUAACACCGACAACCAGAGCCGCAACAGGUUGCGCGAGGAGAGCCUGUCUUCGCUUCUGUUUGUGGACCUAAACGGACCCCCUUUGGACAAAUUCGACCCAGUGCUGUUCGUGAAAAGCUGGAUUAAAGCAGGACAUCGUCUCUCUUCUUCUUGGAAACCAGGACGGCAACGAGAAGAAGUCGAGCCAAGGCAUCUUUGGUCUAUUCUCACUUAAGAGCAUCGACAACAGCAGUCAAACGGCAAUGGCAGAGACGGUCUUCGGAAUAUUUGUCAUUCGACACGAAGGAGCAGAGCCUGGGGAUGACCCGAGAACGUUGGGAUCAUUCUGGAGGGGCUCGAAGUGCUGGAUGAGUUGGGAAACGUAUCUUUUGCGGUGGCGAUGAUGUUUGCUCUCGUGUAUGCUCUAAACUUGAGCUACCCUCCAGAGCUGAAGUUUACAUUUGAAGCACUGCAGAAAAUAAUGAUGGAGCUAGAUGGAAACCGACUAUCCACAAAAGGACAAGUUCUCAAAACAUUGCUUUCCCGUGCCUAAUAUCACUGUUUGGGAUCGCCUCAUGUUCCAAAAACACGCAGCCAUCAGAGAUUGGGUGACUCACCUCUUUGACAGAAAUGUUGAUUGUAUGCAAGAAGUAUAAAAGUAAGCAUUCAAAGUUGGCUGUAGCAUGGUUACGUGGACCUCACUGAGCAGAGGGCUGUGCGAGGAGGCAGAUGUUACCAUGUUGCCUUAUUUGGUCUACUGUUGAAACUCAAGUUUGUUAUACUGUUCACCCUAAAGUUGAAACAUUUUAAUAUUUGGGAAGAAACUGUGUUUCUUUUAAAGCUAUUUUGUGAAAUAUAUAUUCACUGUUAUAUUUAAUAACAGUGAAACCCAGUCUGCUUGUUGUUCUUAAUGGGCUUUUUGUAUUGCAUGUUCUCUAAUCUGCAUACUUAGACUGACAACAAUGACGUGAGACGUGAAUGCAUCCUCGUAUUAUAUUUCAUAUAAUAUUUGGGAAGAAACUUGUUUUUUUCAAGCAUCUGAAGCAUUGUUUCUCUUUGCCUAUUUUGUGAAAUACAACUUUAUUUCAA
Gymnodraco acuticeps is the source of this 2435-nucleotide messenger RNA. RefSeq names its product dynamin-2-like. Lineage: Eukaryota; Metazoa; Chordata; Actinopteri; Perciformes; Bathydraconidae. The record is from RefSeq and is a predicted model, not a curated record. The coding region runs from base 13 to 1581 and encodes 522 amino acids. Gene Ontology annotation, molecular function: GTPase activity; microtubule binding. Gene Ontology annotation, cellular component: membrane; cytoplasm; microtubule. The transcript is spliced from 7 exons.